AUGGCAAGACAUGACGACGUCCCCGACGCCUGGGAUGACGAAGACUUCGAGGCGAAGGCGGACCGCGACGCGAAAGAGGACCGAGGCCCCGAGACAGAGACAGUAUCACCACCCAUGACGCGCGCAGAGCGGAUGGCGAAGCAUGCCGAGACCCAGCGGCAGCUGUGGGAGUCGGCAGAGACCGAGGAGGAGCCCAGCUUUCUGCCGGUCAAUAGUAAUGUCCCUCCUCUCGCAACGCCGUUCAAGCCGGCGGUGAAGCUCCUCAGCCGAAAGCCAGCACAGGCCGACGACGACGAAGACGACGAGGCGCAGAAGAACCAACCGACGCCCGAGGAAAUCCGGCUGCGCCAACAGCGCGAGCUCGAAGAGAAGCAGCGGCGCUACGAAGAAGCCCGUGCUAGAAUCUUUGGCGAUUCUAACCCUUCCUCGGGACAGUCGACGCCAGGCAACACGACACCCCCGCAAGCCCACGAAGGCCGGCAGGGCUUUAGGGGGAGAGGCCGCGGCCGCGGAGGCGGAGGCGCUUAUCGCAACGACCGGGGACAAGACAGCCAAGCCCGUCGCCCGCAAACGAAUCAACAGCCCUCGAGGGAACUCUUUGACCCAGUAUCCUCACCAAGGCCGGGAUUUGGCGCCCAAAACCGCAGCGGUGACGAGUCGCCUCAGCAGUCAGGCCGAUCGGGCACGCUACGAGCUGACGACCAAAUUAUUCGGUCACCACGAGGUCCAGACGGCAGCGGAAGGGGUGGGUUUGGCUUCGCUCGGCGCGGAGCCAAGGAUAAUUGA
Lasiosphaeria miniovina is the source of this 786-nucleotide messenger RNA. RefSeq lists its product as uncharacterized. Lineage: Eukaryota; Fungi; Ascomycota; Sordariomycetes; Sordariales; Lasiosphaeriaceae. The transcript has 2 exons. The record is from RefSeq and is a predicted model, not a curated record. Bases 1 to 786 code for a protein of 261 amino acids.